Molecule: messenger RNA, 486 nt
Organism: Penicillium canariense
Lineage: Eukaryota; Fungi; Ascomycota; Eurotiomycetes; Eurotiales; Aspergillaceae
Exons: 1
Coding region: 1-486 (161 amino acids)
Source: RefSeq, a predicted model, not a curated record
AUGCAGCAGGCAGGCCGGUCAGGCGCGCAUCGCUCGUUGGUUGGAGCGCAGCUCCAUGUUCGUCGGCCAUUAUCGCGCGAAUGGUGGGGAAAGUUACGAGUUGGCACGAUGUGGAGAAGCGGCGCAGUUAGGGCUGGGGCCAGCGAAUAUCAAAUUCCCCUCGGCGGCCAGGUUUCCCCGCAGCCUUAUUAUGACUCUCAGUACUCUCGCGAGGACUAUCCUUGGGCCUCAUCGCUCGUCGUGCAUGACUGCAUGAAUGCGCUCAUCGGGCUGGACUGCCAACUCGACACUCAUGGCGUGCUCGGUUCGUCGACGUCGUCCAAAGAGAAGUGCCGCUGGCCCUACUCUCCCCCACUCUCACGAACCGCUAACCACAACCAGGCUAACUUUUAUUCCCCUUUCCCUAAAAUGGAGGGUGUGAUGAUGCUCAAGUGGGAUCUGACAUCAGACGGUCGGCUGGCGAGGAAGAAAUGCAACCUGGGUUGA